This is a messenger RNA of Dermacentor andersoni, 3954 nucleotides long. Its product is annotated as carboxyl-terminal PDZ ligand of neuronal nitric oxide synthase protein-like. The record is from RefSeq and is a predicted model, not a curated record. Gene Ontology annotation, molecular function: nitric-oxide synthase binding. NCBI's taxonomy places the organism in Eukaryota, Metazoa, Arthropoda, Arachnida, Ixodida, Ixodidae.
UUGAUUUUCAAUAGGCCAAAGUUGUAGCGGCUUUACGGUCAUGUAAGGUCUGUCGAAGUAAAGAAAAACAAACGUAACAUGCCUUCCUACAAAUCGCAUGCAUUAUGAACUGGGCACAUUUUGCAACACUUUGCCGUGACCAUGCGCCACUGUGCUGUGGGUGCUGGAUAACCCGGCACUUAGAUCAACGGCACCGAUAGAAACGUUUUCACCUGCACGCUUGUACAACGUGAGCAUCGGAGGCGCUCAAAAAAGGGAACGGCGACGAAACUCGGAUCGCGGAAGAUCUGGAGAUACGGCAAUAGCAUCCUACGACAAGAACAUCGGAGGAAGGGGGGCGCGUCUCUUAGGCGGGACCGCCGGAUGUGAAAGUGCUCCGGCGCUUCUCUUGUAACUUUCACUUGCUUGGUGUGCGUGUUGUACCAGAAAGAUUCCAACGCUCAGUCUUGUGAUGUGCACCGUCCGGCGCCUUCCAAGUAUUUGGGUACCAGUGGCCGAAGCGUCAUAGCGACAAGUAUGGUGUGCACAGCUGCAUCAUGCCAUCCAAGAAGCAGUAUAAUUUAGUAAGCGACGAUGCGUACGAUAGCAGAAUUCCCCUGCACAGUGAAGAAGCUUUUCAACAUGGAAUAUCGUUUAACGCCAAGUACAUUGGCACUAUGGAUGUUCCUCGACCCAGCAGCCGAGUCGAAAUCGUCGCAGCGAUGCGCAGAAUUCGGUAUGAAUUCAAAGCAGAGUCAGUCAAGAAAAAGAAGGUGACAAUUACCAUUUCGGUUGAUGGAGUGAAAAUCAUCUUGCGCAAGAAACAUAAAAACCAGUGGGCAUGGGACGACAACAGGUACCUCAUAAUGAAUCAUCCAAUCUAUAGAAUAUUCUACGUUUCUCAUGAUUCUCAAGACCUGAAGAUCUUCAGCUACAUUGCACGAGAUGGUGGUAGCAAUGGGUUUAAGUGCAAUGUGUUCAAGUCCAAAAAGAAGAGCCAGGCCAUGCGGGUGGUGCGCACCAUUGGGCAAGCCUUCGAGGUGUGCCAUAAACUGAGCCUGGCCAAUGCCACCUCCAACUUGGUAGCCAGUGACAGUCUCCCGUCAGCCACUCGGCACAGCAGCAGUGACAACUCAAUUUCCAGAGAAAAGGACCAGAGUGAAAAGUUUGACAGAGACAGCACGUGCGACGACACCAAGCCACUAGCACCACUGUCAGGAUCCAGCCCUGUUGAAACAUCACACCAAGAUUCUCACUGCAGUUCAAAGGCCUCAUCCUCAUCCCCAGCAACAGGGAGCUCACAGCAGACACUCCUGCAGCAACAACAACAGCAACAGCAGCAGCAGCAGCAGCAGCAACAGUCGCAAUCACCAAAGCCAGCUGUGAACCAGAUUGCUUGCACUCAGCCAGUGGUCACUGCUGCGAGUGAUGGCGGAGUGUCCCCACCAUCAGCUGCCAUGCCCCUGGUGCCAGAAGGGACAUCACUGUCCCUGUACCACCAGCUGCAGCUGAUGCGGGGUCAGAUGGAGCAUCAGGCCCAGCAGGCCCAGUCAGCCAUCAGCCAGGCCCGCCAUUUACGUGAUCAGCUCUCAGCAGAGGCAACAGCCCGUUCGGAGGCCAUGUCACAGAACCAGCAGCUAAUAGUGCACAACCGGGAGCUGCUGCAGCACAUCCACUUGCUGGUGAAACACAUCCAGGAGCUGGAAAAGAAGAUAAACCGACUUGAAGGCAAAACUGACCAUCUGCAACCUGACCUGUCCCCAUCCCCACUUCAGAUUGGUCCGCCACCACGGUUCUUGGACCUGCUCUCUGGGGCACCAGCUGCAGGGAAGACGCCCUCUCCAGUGCCCCCUGGUGGGGAACCCUUUGAGUUGGGAAGCCUAGCUUGGCUGUCAGGGCCAUCUGCAGCAGCAGCAGCUAGCAGCAGCCCCCCGCCAGCCACUCCCCCACACCACCAUUUGACUGCUGCCUCCACAGCCAACUCAUCCCCUUCAGUCACUACUAGCAACCUCCAGUUGCGGCUAGACGAUCUGAGCUUCUCGGGCGCCAUGAAAGGAGGCCCAAGUGAGGAGGGGCAAGGGGGUGGCCGUUCACCAACAGCCCGUGCAGCCAUGGGUCCUGGCAGCCUGCCGGAGCUGCCUGUGUUCGCAGACGGGGGUAGCAGCACAUCAUCCGCAUCACCACCACCCUGGUCGGCUGGACCUGUGCCACCAUUCUCUGGGGGCAGCGGAGGCUUGUUUUUGCGACAAUUCAGUGCCCCAAUGCCAAGCUCCCAGUCAUCUUUGAGCCGGCUUCCUGACAUCAGCCGGCUCACCAUUGAUGAAGGCGAGCCUGGCCUGCAGAAUUUUCUAGGAACUGGUGCCAUUGGCAAAAGCUGAGGGGUCAUACUUUACCUCUGCUCCCAUGACAGUUGCCCUCCUCUUGCACCCAACCUUCCUUCCGAUAGAUACUGCACAGCAUCUGUGCAUUCAGUGUGGCUGCUGCUGGACACAUUUCUCUUCUCCUGCCUCAAGAAGCUUUGAGUCUGCAGUAUUCAUUUUCCUGACCUUGAAUUCGGCUUUUUCUCGGGAGAUGAAGAUUGACAGUUUUUUGCUUUUCUCUAAUGGCAAUAGUUCACACACACCUUAGCUUGCGGUCAGACUGAUUCCUCUCACCUUGCUGGCCUUCCAAGCACACAUGACACUUUCAUAUUUAUAUAAAGUCUCACAGACACUUAAAAUGGCAUGCAUAUGCAAGUUAGGGGCUUCUUAGUGCUUUUGUGACUAUACUGCCUACUAAUUUGAUUAUGGACCUGACGUUCACUCUCUUUAUCCCGUCCUCUUUUCGGUUUCUCCUUCUCUUUAUCUUUAACCUGUUGAAUCGCAUGAUGUGGCACCUGUAGAAGUCCUAUUCAAGAGUGAUAUUCAGUGUGAUCAGAGUCCCAUCGCUGGCAUUUCAAUGCUGAUAGUUCGACGUCUUGUAAGCACAGCAUCACUUGAGAAUAUACUUCACCUGUUCUUGUUCUUGCAACUCCUUUACAUGUGCAUCAUUUGAUAGCAGUUCGCAAUGACUGGACCUUUUGUUAUAGUAUUACCCUGAAAUGCUUUCUAUUAUCUGCCACUGUGUCCACUGUGUUUCUGUAGCAACUAUGUCUGCGGUAACUCUGGUAACAUAACAGCACCACAUCUUAGUUAUUUCUUAUGUUGUUAUACAUCUUUGUCCAAGUGGUGUAUGCUUAGCCCCAUGAUGCUUUUAUAUUUAUGCAUGCUAUAUGUACUUAACAAUAUUGAAAAUCUACUUCACUCUAUUACCGCUGAAGCAGACAUUGACUGUGCUUUAGCGCACAAAGUAGUCAUGCUUUUUAAUCAUGACACUCAUCAAAAUUCUUGGGUCUGGCCUCAGUGGCUGCUUUUCGAUGGAGGCAAAAUGCAAAAGCUAUAGUGUACUUGUAUUUACGUGCAUAUUAAGGAACCUCAGGUGCUCGAAAUUAAUCCAGAGUCCCCCCACUAUGGCAUACCUCAUAAUUAUAUUGUGGUUUUGACUUGUGAAACCCUAGAAUUUCUUUUUUAAUGUGUUUGCACUAGGAGUGCCAAAGCAGAAAAAAGUGCGUGUGCGCGAAGUGUGGGAAGCCGGUCACAUGGUAGAGGUAGUGUGUAUGUGUGUGCAUGCAUGUGUAUGUAUAUAUAUAUAUAUAGUCUACGCUCAUUACAAUGGACCUGCGUACAACAGACUUUCAGAUAUAACGGACCGUAUUUCAGGCUUAGUUUAUUCUACCUAUAUUAUUAAUGCAACGAAGUUCGCUUUUAACGGACCAUGCUACAACGGACUAUCGGCUACAGCGGACGAAAUUAGCUACAAUUUUUUUUUUUAAUGGGGCGUAUAAAAGGUACUUUUGCCGUGUCGGCACAGGCUGACAACUGACUUGCGAGAGUCAGCCGGCGAUCACGGCUCAAUAUUGCGCACGUGAAGGGGGAAGGCAGGGUGGAAAGGCGCCAU